GGAGUUGUUAAUUUUACAAAUUCAGUACCAGGUUCAAAUUUUCUUUAAAAGUUUUAAUUCCUAACUGACCUUUUUUUCUGUUUGCUUACACUCUGUGAUUCACCUAUCUGUCAUCUCUCCAUGAUGCCAAAAUGAAGUAUACUGCUCUUCACUGGGCUGCAAAAGCAGGCAACUCAGAUGUUGUCAAGCUUCUUGCCAACAAGAUUGGUGUCAAUGUCAACCAGAGAUCUUAUGGUGGUUAUACUCCUCUUCAUCUGGCAGCCAUUCAUGGACAUGAAGACGUCAUUGACCUUCUAGUUAAUACAUACAAAGCUGAUGUUAACAUCCGAGACUACAGCGGCAAAAAGCCUAAACAGUACUUGAAAAACUCUGCAUCUUCUCAGGCUCAGCAACUGCUGGUGUCGAGGAGGCUGGGAGCAGACUUAGGCUCGGCGCGGUCCGUGGAUGAUUCGUUCGUGCGCUCGACCAACGCUCGUAAGAGCAACCGCAUCUCCUCGCUGCUGCAGGCCACGUCACCCCUCAUGCGCCACACCUCCAUGCGCGGCAACUGGGACGUCGUCGUGGAGGAGAGGGAGCCCGGUGCCCAGUCGUUGGCCUCGCCAUCAAUGAGGAGGAGGAGAGGAACGGCUAAGGACAAAGAGUUGAUGCCCCCACCUCAAGUCCCCCUCAGUCGUCGGCGACAGACUGACCGGACCACCUCGUCCAGUCACGACAACUUGGACGCAGGUCCACACCUGCGAGAUAGCGAUAGCUCCGACCUGCCCUACGUGCAGACUGUACCACGAUCGGAAUCCGAUCCAGCUAUGGCGAAAAAAAGCUUUUCGUAGCUCAGCUCUAUCCUACCCUAUCGUGUCUCGCUAGCCCAAGUGCACAAUGUGGCUGCUGAAAGCUUUACUCGUUUGGUUUUUAUUUCUUGGCAGUGAUAGAUUCUUACUUAAGGAAUGGAAGAAUUAAGAGUAACCUGAAGUUUGAAAGCUAUCAAGAAAUGUCAUCUUAAAACGAAUGAUUAUCUUUUAAAAACGCAUCAGGAUAUAGUUUAUGGAUAUAGUGUUUAAACAUUAUUUUCAAAUGACUUAGGUUUAGUUUCGCGCUGGAUUCUGAUUUUCGCGAUCUUGGCGAAUAUACUACAGAUAUUAUUUUAUGUAUAUCGAAAACAUUUGUAGUUCAAGGGCCUGAAAAUAUCAACACGAGUACUCUACCUAGGGACUGUGUACAUUUUUUUACCCAAAGUGUUUGUCAGUGAGUGAUUCAUAAAUAUUACGGAAUAUUCUUCAAAAAAGAAAAAAAAAAGAGGGUGAUCAAGGGGGGAUCAGAAAUCUAAUUCUGUUGAAAAAGCUGCUUUUUUCGUGUCUUUCGCUAUUACUGAUACUUUACAGCAAUCCUUGUGCGUCAGUGAUUCAACAGACAUAGGUCAAGUGUGUGUGCGUGCGUGAUCUUGCACCCUUUUGUAUAUGCAUAUAUCGUGUCUGUGCGUGCGUGUUUGUGUGUGUGUGCGUGUACGCGUACAAGCGCGUAUUCUAAUGCAAGCUUUAUGACGGAAAUAUUUGUUGCGGACUCAUUGUCUUUGUGAUAGACAUGAUGUGUCAAAUCCAUUUGCGAUUAAAGGAUUUAAAAGCACACGAACACCUUAUGAAAAGAAAUGAAAUUUCUCUUUUGUACGUAAUAUGAAUGCUUAAAUGAUAAAUCGUUUAACCUUUUAUUGGUACUUGCUCCCGGGACUUGCUCCACAAGUUGUAAAAAUGCACUUGUGGAAGGCUGCCAAUCAACUAUAAGAAUCUGCCAGUCCAGUAUGUCGACCGAAGAGAAACAUGAGCUGCGUUUGCUGCAAGGUUAGAAAUGAUGACACGGCUCUUGAAACCGGUAGGGUGCACAUUUCAUUUAGCCAAUGGGUGAGCUGGGGCAUGUCAAGCGUAUCUGCAUACAAAGGGGGCGUUGUGAAUGAUGAUUUUUGUAGACGCUGAUCGCAAGAUAGGAGGGAGGGUGGUACCCACCUUGAU
Pomacea canaliculata is the source of this 1997-nucleotide messenger RNA. Its product is annotated as ankyrin repeat domain-containing protein SOWAHB-like. The record is from RefSeq and is a predicted model, not a curated record. The coding region runs from base 132 to 827 and encodes 231 amino acids. The transcript has 9 exons. Gene Ontology annotation, molecular function: protein binding. NCBI's taxonomy places the organism in Eukaryota, Metazoa, Mollusca, Gastropoda, Architaenioglossa, Ampullariidae.